Molecule: messenger RNA, 1725 nt
Organism: Sporisorium graminicola
Lineage: Eukaryota; Fungi; Basidiomycota; Ustilaginomycetes; Ustilaginales; Ustilaginaceae
Exons: 2
Coding region: 1-1725 (574 amino acids)
Biological process (GO): protein folding
Cellular component (GO): cytosol; nucleus
Molecular function (GO): ATP-dependent protein folding chaperone; ATP binding
Source: RefSeq, a predicted model, not a curated record
AUGACUGAAGCAGCAGGUGCCGUCAUCGGCAUCAACUUUGGCCACUCGUACUCUUCGAUCGCCUGCAUCAACCAACACGGCCGUGCCGAUGUCAUUGCCAACGAAGACGGCGAACGUCAACUCGCCACCCGCAUUGCAUUCAACGGCGACCAGGUCUACCUCGCCAACCAGGCCACCCCGCAACUCAUUCGCAAUGCGCCCAACGUCAUUGACAACUUUGUUAACCUGCUCGGCCGUCCCUUCUCCUCGCUCUCCGAGUCGGAAAAGAAGCGCGCCUCGGCUGCCGUCAUCGACGUCAAGGGUGCUCCCGGCUUCAAGGUCGAGAUCGACGGCACCGAGACCACGUUUAGCGUGCACGAUGUUGCUGUCCGAUUCCUGCGCAGUCUGUUUGUGACCGCCAAGGAUUUCCUUUCGGGUGUCCCUAUCGCCGGUGCAGUACUCAGCGUGCCCCAAUGGUUCCCCGAGGCUCAGAUUGCUGCACUCAAGAAGGCCGCUGAGGAGGCCGGCCUGAUCGUGCUCCAGGUCAUCCCUGCCUCUGCUGCCGCGCUCGCCGCGUACGGUCUUACCAACCCCGCCGGCCCCGGUCAGCUACCCGCCCACCCAGAUGGUGUCGACUCGGCGCCUUACCCCGUCGCCAAGUCGCUCGACCGCAACGUCGUCGUCGUCGACAUGGGUGGCUCCUCCACAGACGUCACCGUCUUCUCGGCGCGCGCCGGCCUCUACACCGCCCUCGGCUACCUCCACGACGCCACCGUGGGCGGCACCACGCUCGACUCGGCCCUCGUCGCCUUUUUCGCAAAGGAGUUUACCAAGAAGACCAAGAUCACCAUCGCCGAGUCCGACAAGCGUGCCUGGGCCAAGCUGCGCAACGAGGCCGAAUUCACCAAGCGUGCCCUGUCCGCGUCCAACUCGGCCACGUGCUCCGUAGAGAGUCUGGCGGAGGGUGUCGAUUUCACGGGCAGUGUGAAUCGUAUGAGGUUCGACAUGUUGGCUGGUGCUGCGUAUGGAAAGGUGGUGGCCGGCGUGGAGAAGGCGUUGGCCCAGGCCGGGUUGGAAGCGUGCCAGGUGGAUGAGGUGGUGCUGGCUGGUGGAAGCGCUAGGCUCACUGGCCUGGCUGACAGGUUGAGCGGGCUGUUUGGCGAUGCGGAGGAGGGCGGGGCUAGCAUUACGGCUUCAAUUGACGCUGACCAGGUGAUUGCUCGCGGAUGCGCGAUCCAGGCUCAGGUCAUCGCUGCUGCCCCAGAAGGCUCCAAGGAGUCGGCGUACAUCCACAAUGUGCCCGCCACCCCCGUGGCCGCCGUCGCCGACCUCAAGGUCGACACCACCUCGGCGCCCCUCGGCCUUGUCCUCGCCGACGGACGAUUUGUCACCCUCAUUCCCGCAUACACCCCCUACCCCAUCCGCCGCUCGUUCCGCUUCCCCGUCGCCGCCGGUGCCGCCAGCGUCGCCUUCACCCUCGACGAGGGCAAGGACGAGGUGCACGUCGAAACCAUCCAGCCAGACGAGGAUGACGAGGUCGACGAGGACGACGAGCCGCUGGAGCCCGAACAGGUCAAGACGGCCGUCACCAAGCCGACGGGUAAGAACAUUGCGCUGUUCGAGGUCAAGACGCCGGGCAAGGGUAAGAGCAAGGUUGAGCUCGAGCUGACGCUGACCAAGCCAGGCAGCCUGGUGGUCGAGGCCAAGGAGCAGGGGUCCAGCGAGGGCGUCAAGCUGGCGCUUUGA